UACCUAACCUUAUCCCUUCUUUUCCCCCAAUCACUCUCUCAGGUGAAGGACAUUUCACUGGAGGCCACAGGAGCUUUGUGAAGCCAGCGACAGACAAUACAUGGAGAGAUGACCAACCAAUCACUGUUGAUGAGGGGAGUGGAACCUCAACCCAACACGUUAUCGUGAUAGAACCUGCAGAUGCCUGGUCUGAAAGAGAGGAGGAUCCACGGCACAGCAGACACAUCCAGACUGGAGUGGCUGGAGUGCCCCAUGAAGCCACUGAGGACCCCACCACCGUCCCAGCACCGCCCAGGCCCAGGACCCAACGCAGCAUCACGGAGAAGGAGGAGGGUCCAGAGGUGCUGCUGGUGAAGGAGGAGAGUCUGGGGAACCCUGAGGGGAACAUGGUCAUAGAGGACAACCAGACUACACCUCCUCCUGAACCCACAGAGGAACCAGCUGAGCAGCACAGGACCACACACAGUCUCACUGAGUCAGUAGACAUGGAGGAUGGGAAGCCUGAUCUGCUGCUGGUCAAAGAGGAGACAAUAGAAGAUGAACCAGAGAGCAUUGAUCUGCUGAGUGGAGUAAAGAUGGGGGAGCAAGGUGGUUGGCUGGAGGCUAACAGAGGAGACUGGGCGGACAUCUUGGAUUCCCAGGACGGUGCAGCCAAGGACCCAGGGGACAACAUCACUGAGCAGGCCAGGACUAGAGAUGACAUAGUGGAGUCUGCAGAUGCAGAGGCUGCAGGUCCUGGGGUCAAGCUGGAGAGGACUGGAGGAGAGGAGGACCAACGACACAGCAGAGACAUCCAGACUGGAGCUCCCCAUGUAGCCACAGAGGUCCCCUCCGCCCCAGCGCCGCCCAGUACCCGACGUAGCAUGACGGAGUUUAGUGGAACGCUGAAUGCAUUCCUCAUGUCAGAGACCAACACAGAGACUGUAAAACACAGGCUCUUACACCCAGGAUCUGACCACGGAUCAGACCCAGAGAGACUGGAGCGACUGGUCUGUCCUCCUGCUCCUGGCUCGGAAUACUUACCGGUAUUUCACCAGAGCCAGAGGAUGGUUCAUUCCUGUUGUGACACGUUAGACACUGGUGUUGAUGAUCUGCCUUGCUCUUACACACCAGAGAUGGACCCUGGCAACAUGCCCUUGGGUUUAGAGACACAGACUGAUCUGUCUAAAGGGGACUGGAACCGGUAUAGUAGUAGUGUAUACUCUGAAGGGUGCCUAGAUAAGAAAGGGGAGGUUAUAGUCGUAGAUGAAGUGACUGUGAAAAUGGAGGGCGAGGUUCCUCUGACACUGAAUGCAGACAAGACUCACUUAGGACUUGGACACUCACAAGGUAGAGAUGUCUUAGAUUACAGGGAAAGUUUAGAGACUAAUCCAAAUGUUGCGACCCACUCCCCUUUACACAUUCUCAGGGAUCGCGACACAGUGUCCACGUCGAUGGGGCCUUCCGAUUCACACGGCCGCAUCCUUUUCUAUCAAGUAUUGAACUCAAAGGACCAAAGGGCCCAGGCUCAGGAAGGGGGAGCAACAUCAGGCAAUAUUAAAGAGAAACGGUUCAUCUGCAUGUCCUGUAACAAAGGCUUCAGCUGCCUCCAGAACGUAAAGACUCACCAGAGGGUCCACACAGGGGUGAAACCCUUCAGCUGUACCCAGUGUCAGAUGCGCUUCUCCCACUCGUACAGCCUGAAGAGGCACCAGAGGGUCCACACAGGGGAGAACUCUACAGCUGCCAGUAGAGUGAGAAGCGGUUCCCCCACCAGAACCCGCUGAAGAUGCACCUGAAGGUCCACACGAGAGAAAGGUUGUUGGCCUGUACGCACUGUGGGAAGAGAUUCUCAGUGAAGAGCUACCUCAGGAUACACCAGCUUAAAAACCAUUCACUCUACAACAUAGAAAGUAACCAUUCCACAAGAUAGCUUCUGACGUUUAGAUCAAACCCUGCAUUAAAGUCAAAGAUUAAUUUUCAUUAUUGUUAUUAGAAAAGAUUCACAGAUGCAUUUGGAAUAACGAGAGUAACAUAUUUCAGUGUUGAAUAUUCCUGGGUAGAAUACUGCAUCCAGCCAGGUAUGAAGGUGUGUAUCUAUAUAUAAGCCUAAAUAUUCUGUUAUUUAGUGUGUGUAGGCUAUAUGAUGGUCACAAAUUCCUAUUUCAUUACUUCCAUUCAACUACACUUUUAAUGAGAAAACGAAGGCAGUUUAUCAAGUUCAUGCAGUUUUUGUUGAGACGUACAAUGCCGUCAGAAAGUGUUCUCACCCCUUCACUUUUUCCACAUUUGUUGUGUUAGACUGAAUUUAAAAUGGAUUAAAUUGAGAUUGUGUCACUGGCCGACACACAAUACUCCAUAAUGUCAAAGUGGAAUUAAGUUUAGACAUUUUUACAAAUGAAUUAAAAGUGAAAAGCUGAAAUAAGUAUUCAACCCCUUUCUUAUGGCAAGCCUAAAUACAUUCAGGAGUAAAACUUUGCUUAACAAGUCAUGUAAGUUGCAUGCUCACUCUGUGCGCAAUAAUAGUGUUUAACAUGGUUUUUGAAUGACUACCUCUUCUCUGUACCCAGUACAAUUAUCUGUAAGGUCGCUCAGUUGAGCAGUGAACUUCAAACACAGAUUCAACCACAAAAACCU
Messenger RNA from Oncorhynchus gorbuscha (pink salmon), 2616 nucleotides. RefSeq lists its product as uncharacterized. NCBI's taxonomy places the organism in Eukaryota, Metazoa, Chordata, Actinopteri, Salmoniformes, Salmonidae. The record is from RefSeq and is a predicted model, not a curated record. The annotation marks the transcript as partial. The transcript has 6 exons.